AAACCCAACACCACCAAAGCAUUCCCAACGAAAGAGUCUCUCUCACUCCUCAGUCCUCCACACAGACAGCGAUGGAGCCGAGCAUGGCGCCGCGGAGGCUAUGGCACGUGGUGCGCGCCGUGCUGUUCAUGCUCCGCAAGGGCAUGUCCAAGCGGAAGCUGUCCAUGGAUCUCCAGCUCCUCCUCCACCGCGGCAAGAUCGCCGGCAAGGCCCUCAGCAGGCUCAUGAGCGCCAACGGGCACCACGACCAGGCCGCGUCCAGGUCAGCAGCGGAGGCGCCGCCGCCGACGUCGCUGUCGCGCCGCGCCCUCGACCCCGCGCUCGCCUACGACACGCGCGGCGCCGGCCGCGAGGUGGAGUUCAGCUGCAGCAACACCCCGUCCUACCCAUCCAUCCAACUCAUCCCCACCAAGCGUCGCCGCCGCAACAACAACCGCCGCACGCACCGCGGCGCCAACGGCGCGGAGCCAGGAUGGUACAACUACGACGCGGCCGACAUUGCCAAGGUCUUCGAGGUCCUCAACGACGAGCAGCUGCUGAACGAGGUCGUCGGCGACGGCGGUGCGGCGGCCCUCGCAGUGCUGGCGACGCCGUCCCCCGCGCUGUGGUCGAGCUUCGGCCGCAGCCCGGCGCCGGUGAGGCAGCUGCGGAUCACCGACUCGCCGUUCCCGCUGAGGGACGACGCGGCGGAUCUGGAGGGCGGGCUGGUGGACCGGGAGGCCGACGAGUUCAUCAAGAAGUUCUACGACCAGCUGCGCAGGCAGCAGAACCUCGCCGCCGCCACCCCGGAGUACGGCUACGCGGGUCCGGCUGCCGGCGUCGCGUACUAGGAGCUUAGCUGCCUGCCUACGUGCCGACCAAAGCGUCCAUAUAGGUGUUAGCUACUUCCCGCGCGCAUGCAUGUGUUUUACAGUAAUUUGUUCCAAGUGUGAAGUGUGAACCUACUCUGGCUCCAGUACGUAUAUGUUUGUGAUCUUGUGCAUAGAUCAAGCAUGUUUGUACGUAGAGAGCUUAAUUGCAGUACUACUCUAAUAAGUUUCUUGGAGCUGUGAGAUUUUUCGUGUUUAA
Messenger RNA from Hordeum vulgare subsp. vulgare (domesticated barley), 1068 nucleotides. RefSeq lists its product as uncharacterized. Bases 72 to 830 code for a protein of 252 amino acids. Lineage: Eukaryota; Viridiplantae; Streptophyta; Magnoliopsida; Poales; Poaceae. The transcript has a single exon. The record is from RefSeq and is a predicted model, not a curated record.